Sardina pilchardus (European sardine) is the source of this 4649-nucleotide messenger RNA. It is a transcript of the gene dok4, whose product is annotated as docking protein 4. Bases 71 to 1060 code for a protein of 329 amino acids. Gene Ontology annotation, cellular component: cytoplasm. The transcript has 8 exons. Gene Ontology annotation, biological process: Ras protein signal transduction; positive regulation of MAPK cascade; cell surface receptor protein tyrosine kinase signaling pathway. NCBI's taxonomy places the organism in Eukaryota, Metazoa, Chordata, Actinopteri, Clupeiformes, Clupeidae. The record is from RefSeq and is a predicted model, not a curated record.
AGGGGAGGCGACGGCCGAGGGACUGGAUGCUCGGCUCCAUCAGCUCCACCUGGUCAGGGCUGCCACCGAGAUGGCCUCCAACUUCAAUGAUAUAGUCAAGCAGGGCUACGUGCGCAUGCGCAGCAGGAAGCUGGGGAUCUACAGGCGCUGCUGGCUGGUGUUUAAGAAGUCCUCCAGCAAAGGGCCACGGCGGCUGGAGAAAUACCCGGACGAGAAGUCGGCCUACAUCAGAGCAUGCCCCAAGGUAACCGAGAUAAGCAAUGUGAAGAAUAUCACCAGGCUCCCGCGGGACACCAAGCGGCAAGCGGUGGCCAUCGUCUUCACCGAUGACACGUCGCGAACGUUCACCUGCGACUCAGAGCUGGAGGCGGAGGAGUGGUUCAAGACCCUGUCAAUCGAGUGCCUGGGCACUCGUCUCAAUGACAUCAGCCUGGGGGAGCCCGACCUAUUGGCUGCAGGCGUUCAGUGCGAACAUACAGAGCGCUUCAACGUGUUCCUGUUGCCCUGCCCCAACCUGGACAUCUACGGCGAGUGCAUGAUGCAGAUCACCCACGAGAACAUCUACCUGUGGGACAUCCACAACCCCCGCACCAAACUGGUCACCUGGCCGCUGUGCUCGCUGCGACGCUACGGCCGUGACGCCACCCGCUUCACCUUUGAGGCCGGCAGGAUGUGCGACAGCGGCGAGGGCCUGUACACGUUUCAGACGCGCGAGGGCGAGCACAUCUACCAGCGGGUCCACUCCUCCACGCUGGCCAUCGCCGAGCAGCACAAGAAAGUCCUCAUGGAGAUGGAGAAGAAUAGGCUCCUGUCCAAAGGGGCGGAGACAGUCUCGUACCCCUGCACCCCCACAGCCAUCCUCCCCCGCAGCGCCUUCUGGCACCACAUCACCGGCAAUCAAGGGGAGCCAGCCAACGGUGAUCCGUACGGUGGUGGCCACUCAGGAGGGGAUGACUCGGAUCUGUACUCGACACGUCUGCCGCCCGAGCGACACUCCACUUUGCCUCUCAGCCACGGCAAGCACCCGCCUACCCCUUACCACUCGUACCCCAGCCAGUGAGAGGCUCUUGUCCACGCGCUCUGCCCCCUCCAUGCCAUCGACUCCACAUCCUGUGUGCUAUUCCCCUCUUAACCCUCAGUUCCAAUAAGGGCCGGGACUUCCAGUGCCCUGUCCACACUAUGGUCCUGCAGUGGGGCCAGGUGGACAGGCAGGCAGACAGGCAGACAGAAAGACUGCACAGCCCUUUAGUAGGAGAGGCUUUGACAGAGGACGACAUCCAAUUGACUUCAAAAAACGACACAACAGAGGUUGCCUUGUUCGUGGAACUACAGUUCCCAGAUGCCCUCAGUGCGAUGGCAGUCGGUUGCCAGGUUCCGUGCCUCUCACUCUAUGCAUGCCCCUAUGGGACAAGCAGCCAGGCUUUUUUAGGGAAAUGGAAGUUGCCUAUGGAGGGUGGCCUGAUGGAGUCUCCUCUUGAGAAGGCUGUUAGUGGUCCUCAGCCUGCAAUCGAAGGACAAACCUCAAAUCUAACCUCAUGCCAGCUUCUAGCAAUGUAGAGCAUUUCAGGAGACCUCCCAGACCCCAAGCCUCUACUCUCUAGCAUGAUGUAACAAUGAUUGUGUCUCACUCAUCAAGCAGUUACGCUCAGCCAUAACCUCCGUCUUAGAUAGACAUGCCCAUAGGGUUUUUUCUCUACACAGUGAAGAGGCAUUGAACUGAGGCCCAUCACCUCAAGGUUCCUCUCAGAAACACUCAAGAAACUCAUGGUCUCUCUUGGUCAGUCUUCGCUAUUUUUCUACACCGAGUUGAUGCUUUGGCCAGAAAGCCUGAUCUCCUUGGAUUCUGCACAGACUGAUAAAGGACACUGGGCAGCAGAGGUGCCAUGUUCAGGAGCAAGAAAUAUUUUAUUUGCUGAACUCAUUUUGGGGGACUCCAGUGUGCUUUGGUGCACCAUUAAAAACUCAAGAUGGAGUAAUAUGAUGAUGAUGAUGAUGAUGAUGGUGGUGGUAAUGAUGGCGACCUGGUGAAGGAGAUCUAGGAGGAGUCGAGGUUCUCCUGAAGGUCUCCGAUUUUAAGAUCAGCCAAUUUAAGGAGUUAAUGAGAAGAUAAGAAACAAACAAAAAAAAACAGCGAUGAACAGUUGUAAAGUUUUAGAUCAAAUAUCUUCCCUUUGCCAUCUCUCUAUCAGCUUCUCUUUUUGUUAAAGGGUGCUCUCCUCACAAACAGAACUCUACAACUGAUGUGAUUUUUGAAUUGUGAUUGCUAAUAUUGAGAAAGGUGGAUCAGAUGGCUCUUUAGAUUUGAUUAAUAAGCUUUGUAAGUGGGUCAUGGGCCUUAGUAAAGAGGUCUUUUCUUUGCACUUCGUGAUAUGUUUUUUUUCCCCUUUUUGACUGUGUGUUCUUUAUUUAAAACGAGGUAUGUAACAUUUUUGUCCAUUCAAGAUGUCCUUACGUGAUCACACUCUGCAAAACUGGCUGUACUGCGUGAGAUGGGAUUGGUGUGUGCACAAGUAACAACUGGUUUUAAGCUUUGAACUUCAUGGCUAGGACUUAACGUUAGAUUGUUUUAAUUCCCAUGUGCUGAUGAAGAACCCCAUAUAAUAGCAUUUUUUCAAAGAGUUUUACAGAAACUCUGGUUAGGGUACUGUAGCUAUCCACGUGUCCUGCUUCACAAUUUCAAAACUUUUCUCCAGAGAAGAUGCACCUUGAGGCUUAACUGUUGAGAUACUGAUUUCUCCAUUGGUAACUCUAGCAUUCCUUGAGAUGAUUGGAGCGUACAACAUGCAGUGUUUGUUUAUUACUAAAAACCAGUCUGAAGAAACAGUUGAUAUUAUCUCUCUCACAGUCACGUAGGAUAUAAAAUUGAUUGAUGACAUUUAUUAGAACUGUUUAGAAUACUGUUCCAGUCCCAUCAGCCGAAAGCUAUUCUUCUACUACUAGAAUGUACCAAGGAUUAAACAUGGUUAAGAGAGUACACGGCUGGACUGGGUAAGGGUGGAGAAGUCUUACGUCUAUGGCUAUGGCUUGUUACUUAAUGCUGGAAGACACAAACACGCUAUAUCUCUAUUUCUUUCUCUCUCUCUCUCUGUCUCAUUCUCUCUCUCUCUCACACACACACACACACACACACACACACACACACCACCACACAUACACACACACGCACACUUAUAUUUUUGUUGUGUUGUAUUACGAUAAAGAAGGGCUAAGUCUGUAUGGAUAUAUCUCCCCCUGUAUUUUCUGUUGAUGUCUGCCUCUGUACAUAGAACCUGACCUGAGUUGUUGCUGCCCUCCCGGGCCACUGUAGAUAAUGCUAUUUAUUUUACAUCACGUGAUUGUUCAUGGACAGCUCCACUGAUAUGUGUACUGUAUGUCAUUCUGUUUGUUUGUUUGUUUUGUGUUUGUGUGAGUUCCACUGUACAACUCUGGUUACAUGAAAGACCAUACUUAAAGCUGAUGGAGUUGGUUGAUUUGACAUUCCUCAGUCGUAUUUUUAUUUUUUAUUUUUUUUUUAAAUCUAGUCCAUUUGGUUUUAUUCUCAGAAUUGGAUUCAUGACAAAAAAUCUGUCUAAUUAAUGACCUGUAAAAGCCCUCUAUUACUGUCAACCCCAUAAUCAUCUGUGGUAUCUCAGAGCUUAGCCGAGUGAAUGCCAACUUCCAGUACGCAUACAGAAGCUGUACCAAAUGAGCUGUCUGUAGGUCUUGUGCUCCUGGUCAUAUUCACAUAGCUGCCAUUUUUCCUUUUCUACAGUGGUAUGCUAUCAGGUACAUGGUUUGGACUGGCAUACUGCCCAUUUGAAGUGACACAGAUGAUUUAUUCUUGGGAGUUGUUUAGCUUCACUCACACAUUGGAAUUACUAGCCAAGUUUGAGUCUAUAAUAUUAUCGCAGUCUUUAGAAAGUGCUGCUAAUAUCACGAGUGAACAGUGAGGUCAGUUCUCCUGAGCUCAUUUUAAAAAGCAGUAUGGGACUGAUGGAGAUUAUACAGCUUAUCAGUCGGAAGUAACGAAAACACAGCUUGUUUUCUAGAUUUCCCUCUGACUAGCUGACUGUUCUCAUCUCAGUAGUCAUUAGAGGGAUCCACAGGAAUGAUUGCACAAAUAGAUUAAACAAGGACAAUAAUGACGUCAUUGUAAAACCCAUCAGCUUCUUCAUUUCCAUACAACUUAAUAUAGAGAAUGCCAGUUCAGGAUUUGAACAUGUCUGUGUCAAAGUGGGAAGUUUUUCCUUUUCUCUGCACAAAACCAGACUAGAGGCUCAAAGUACAGAAGGGUAUUUCUGCUUGUUCGACCUAAACAGCAUAUGCAUAUAAAAUCAACUGUAUAAGCUUAUACUGCGGAACUCCAUCAUGUUUGAAGCUUUGUUACGCCAUGAAAGAACUGUCUUUGUUUCUUUGCUGUGCUGAGAUGUGUUCAUGAGAGAGUGUCUGGCCGUCAAGAAGCAGGUGCAGGUGUCGUUGAAUGCAUAUUUUGUCAGCGGGUCAAAGAAUCCAUUGCGGUGAACCUUAGUGUGCAAUGUAGUUGUGGUUAGGAGCAUGUUGCAGACUCACCCACAUUGCAUGAAUCCUUUCACAUAAUGCCAUGUGUGUCCAGUAAUGUUUGUGGUAAAACAUUUUGCAGUUUUUUCAAUAAAAUGUUUUUACACACUGAA